Molecule: messenger RNA, 1180 nt
Organism: Chanos chanos (milkfish)
Lineage: Eukaryota; Metazoa; Chordata; Actinopteri; Gonorynchiformes; Chanidae
Gene: stk17al
Product: serine/threonine kinase 17a like
Exons: 7
Coding region: 1-1104 (367 amino acids)
Biological process (GO): intracellular signal transduction; protein phosphorylation; positive regulation of apoptotic process
Cellular component (GO): nucleus
Molecular function (GO): protein serine/threonine kinase activity; ATP binding
Source: RefSeq, a predicted model, not a curated record
AUGCCAGACGCGAUAAUGAACAAGAACGGAAUGGUAACUAAGAUUCAAACGCGUAUAAGGACCGACCCUUUUAAGAAUAACUACGACCUGGUGGGGAAAGAGCUUGGCAGAGGCAAGUUUGCCGUGGUCAAGAAGUGCAUGGAGAAGGCCACGGGCAAGGAGCAUGCCGCCAAGUUUCUACGGAAACGCCGCAAGGGGCAGGACUGUCGCGGCGACAUCCUGAACGAGAUCGCGGUGCUGGAGUCGGCAAAGGCCAAUCCGUACGUGGUGGGAUUACAUGAGGUGUACGAAACCAGCACUGAGAUUAUCCUCGUCCUAGAGUGCGCCGCGGGGGGCGAGAUAUUUAACCAGUGCGUCGCCGACAACGACGAAGCCUUCACAGAGAAAGACGUCAUCCGACUGGCCCGUCAGAUCCUAACAGGCGUGGCCUGUCUUCACAGAAACAAUGUUGUCCACUUGGACCUGAAGCCUCAGAACAUUCUGCUGACCAGCGCGCAGCCGUUGGGCGACAUUCGAAUCGUGGACUUCGGCCUGUCUCGGCGCGUGGACGGCACGUCCGAGGUGCGGGAGAUCCUGGGAACGCCAGAAUACGUAGCUCCAGAGGUCCUGAGUUACGAGCCAAUCAGUACAGCCACUGACAUGUGGAGUAUCGGAGUUCUUACGUACGUGAUGUUGACGGGCGAGUCACCGUUCCUCGGAGACGACAAGCAGGAGACCUUCCUAAAUGUCUCCCAAGUCAACGUGGACUACUCACCGGAGGUCUUCCAAGGAAUUUCCAACCUCGCCGUGGACUUCAUCCAGUCGCUUCUCCACAAAGACCCCAGAAAACGGGCCACUGCAGAGCAGUGUUUAAACCAUCCCUGGUUGGUCACGCACUCCCCAGCUGUGCACACACACCACCACACCGGCGCCUCAUUGGACGAACCCGAAACGAGCCAGUCAGAAUCCGAGCCAGAGAGCCCCGCGCCAUCCCCAGAGCUGGUCGUCAUGGCAACGUACUCCACAUGCCCCGGGCAGGGGGAGCUGAAGACAGGCCGGGAUACGUUCUCUUUCUCCGAGCCGUUUCCAACUCGUCCCGAAAUCAAACAGGAGCUGAUUUGCUGAGAGCCACUCGACGUGUUGGCCAAUCAAAGGAGGAUUGCUGAAAGCGUGCAGCCAAUGAGGUUUAUUUAUGUCUUGA